GGCAGCCGCCGGCGUCGGCACUUUGACGCCCGUGCGCGCGCGCGCCGGUUCAGAAGCUAGCACCCUCCCACUUCUGAAGGCACCGCGGCGCCCGGAUCAGAGGCGGCCGCUGAUUGGUCGGCCGCCGACAUAGACUCGCCGACGGCCGGCCGCCGGCCGCCGCCGCCGCGGCCGCCAGUGUGCGCACGGUGACGGUCGCGCUGGUGAUGGGUGCUGAGGGCCUCGUGGCCGCGUGGGUGCUGUGAACGAGUGCGCGACCGCUGCCAAAAUGCCGCACGGCGACGAACAAGGCUCGACGGAUGAGGUGAAGGUGUUCAAACACGAGGAGGAUGAUGAGGAUAAUUUGGGAGCGGAGGACCUCAACGUGGAGGAUGGGCUGACGGAGGACAAGAGCAGCCUCAUCACCGAGUCGGAGACGAAAGCGACUGAUGCGGGCUCCAACCGUGAGAAUGAAGGCGGCUCGGCGUUCGGACCUCUCGGUGGGAGGCCGUACGAGCCCCUGGCUGAGCGUCACCCGUUCAGCUACCCAUACAGCCUCUACUCGAGCUACAGUGGAUCCCUCUCAAUGGUAAGUCCUGUGGGGAUACUGGGCGGGGGGGGGGGGGGGGGGUGAGUGGGUAGGGGUACAGGGCGUACCACAUACGGAGGUUAGUCAAGACGGGACAUGCUAGAAGGUGGACCAGGAGAAGCCAGGGAAGCUUGAUUGACCCUGACUUGCUAUGCUUGGCGGCUCAUCAUUUCCGCCAUAUAUUCAUCACUAAAAGGUGACCAUAGAAUAUUCCACAUCAAGCGAUUCGAUUCGUCUUAUCGAACCAAUCCUUCUGAAGCUGAUGUUGGAAGGACGUGGUGGUUCCGCAACUUGGACACCAUGUUUGCUUAGUUCGGCAGCCGUUCCGCUGUUUGUUCGUCAGGUGGCUCGUUUGGUUACCGGACUCCAUCCAGUGUGCGUUGACCGUUUUGCAUUGGUGGGGCUUGUUUGGUUACGGCAGCGGCUUCCAGCAAAUAUGCGUUUAGCCUUUAGACUGUCCCGUCUGGCCGGCUGUCUGCCAAUCGUCUGUCUGGCUGUUGAGCAGCUUAUUAGCUUGCGAAUUCAGAAUUGUUCGCUAAAUUGUUCGAAGUGUCCACUGUCCAUUUCGCUUGCGGAAGGGGCCAGGAUGCCCAGAAUGCUCUCCGCUAGGUUGCAAGUGUCGCUUUCGACACUAUUUGGCAAGGUGUCCAGUAAUACUCCACGAGGCGUCCUGGAACCAGGAGUGUAAUAAUUGCGUUACGGGGUGACUGGGCGAUCCCUGACUGUCCGGCAAAGUCGCCAAGUCUGUCGAUUCGAGAGUCGAGACUGUCCAACAGUCUGUGUCCAGUACAUAUUUGCCUCAGUCUGCCUGCUAAGGUAUCUGAAUGUAUCCAGGCUGGGUGGUAUGCCGGCCAGUCUGUGUCCAGACUCCAGUCUGCCCACUAAGGUGUCCGGAUGUGUCCAGACUGGGUGGUAUGCCGGCCAGUCUGACAGCGCCGCGGACCCGUCGCCGUACCUGCCGUUAUCAGGGCAGCGAUCAGCUCGGACCGCGCCGGGUCGGCCAGAACCCGUCCGGUUAUCAGAGGGAUCGGUGUGGCGGUGACUGGAGCCGCCACUGACGGCGACUGGAGCGGCCACUGACGUGGGACUGAUGGUGGGGCUGACGGUGACUGGAGCGGCCACUGACGUGGGACUGGAGCGGCCACUGACGUGGGGACUGACGUGGCUGGGGACUGAUGUUGGGACUGGCGGUGGGACUGACGUUGGAAGUGACUCAGGAACUGACGGAGACGGACGGCGGCUGACGGUAGGACUGAACUAAGGUUUGAACUGACGCAAGGACUGACGGCCACUGACGGCAACUGACGGUGGGACUGACGAUAGGACUGACGGUGGGGCUGACGUGGCGACUGGCGUGGGGACUGACGUUGGGGCCGAUGGCGACUGAGGCUGGAACUGACUGAGAGUGGGGGAGGGGUGACUGGAGCGGCCACUGACGGCGACUGACGGUGGGACAUGGUGGGACUGACGCGGUGACUGACGGCGACUGAUGGCGACUGACGAUAGGACUGAUGGCGACUGAGUCUCUAACUGACGGUCGGGACUGACGUUGCCCGGUGGACUGAUGUUGAGACUGACGUUACAUUACGGCUGAACUGACGUUAGCGUUGACGGCAACUGCCAUUGCCUGUCAUGACAACUGAAGACAACGAGCUGGCCAUUUGAUUGCCAUGAAUGUGAUAUGAACAAUUGAAAAUCAACAUAUUUUUAAUUGUCUUAUUGAGCCAAC
Messenger RNA from Amphibalanus amphitrite, 2297 nucleotides. RefSeq lists its product as uncharacterized. NCBI's taxonomy places the organism in Eukaryota, Metazoa, Arthropoda, Thecostraca, Balanomorpha, Balanidae. The transcript has 3 exons. The record is from RefSeq and is a predicted model, not a curated record. The coding region runs from base 269 to 613 and encodes 114 amino acids.